This is a messenger RNA of Cynara cardunculus var. scolymus (artichoke), 1208 nucleotides long. Its product is annotated as E3 ubiquitin-protein ligase ATL31-like. The coding region runs from base 198 to 1208 and encodes 336 amino acids. The transcript has a single exon. The record is from RefSeq and is a predicted model, not a curated record. NCBI's taxonomy places the organism in Eukaryota, Viridiplantae, Streptophyta, Magnoliopsida, Asterales, Asteraceae.
UGAACCGCCCCUUGUUUUCAUACAAACUAAAUCGCAUCCAACAAUCGCUUUGCUACCCGACUGUACUACAUUUAUACUCGUCCGCCCGGCGCCACCUGUCACCGUCAUAUUCCUCCACUUCCUUCUCCUUCACGACAUCCACCGCUACAUUAUUAAUAUAUACCCAUUUCUUUACCAUACCAAACAAUAAUUACAAAAUGAAUGGCUCUUCCAUUUCCAUUUUAAGGCAAUUAUUCAUCGUACUACCAGCGCUGCUCUUCCCACGCGCCGCCGCUCAGUCUAUUAGAGGUUCUAGUUCUACUUCGGCCUACCCUUACGAGAUCGGGGGGAACGUCAGUGCGCCGGUCAAGAUAAUACUAUCUGUACUCAUCUUUGGCAUGUUCUUAAUCGCCUUCUUUUCUUUAUACAUCCGCAAGUGCAUCGAGGACUCUGCUAUUGAAUCUCGUCGGCCUAUUUUGAUUGCCAAUAAUCAUCGCGCACGAUUGAAAUUCCCCUGUGGACUUGAUAGAUCCGUCGUCGACUCUUUCCCGGUAUUCCUCUACUCUGACGUCAAAGUGCUGAAGAUCGGCAAUGGAGCUUUGGAAUGUGCUGUCUGCAUAUCGGAGUUCGAUGACGACGAGAGGCUUCGGUUCUUACCGAAAUGUCAUCAUGUCUUCCAUCCUGACUGUAUCGAUGCUUGGUUAGCUUCUCAUACUACGUGUCCCGUCUGCCGAGACGACCUCACUACGGCUAACCUUAAUGAUAACUCGGAAUCCAAUGACGAGUCGACUCACUCCCAAAUCAAUGACUCAACGUCCGAAAACGGAUCUCAAAAUCACAGUAUAAUCCAUGUAGAAGAGGAACGAGCGGCCCCGAAAUUUCCACGGUCACAUUCCACCGGUCACUCACUGAUUUUACCGGGAGAGAAUUGCGAUCGAUACACGUUGAGGUUCCCGGAGGAAGUCCGAAAGCAGAUUGUGACACUGAAAAGAGCAAAGAGUUGUGGAUGUGGAGUAGACUUACCGGCGGAUGGAAGCUCAAGAAGAGGAUGGAGAUUACAGAGCGACGGUAGCAGGGGAGGAAGACGGUGGAAUCCAGAUCGGCUAUGUGGGCGAUCGGAUCUGUGGAACAUGAGGGUGACACGGAUGCCGGCGUUUAUUGCAAAAAGCGAUUCGGCCGGUAAGAUGGAUCCGGCUCAGUCAUCGUCUUCCAACACUCUUCCGGUUUAA